Molecule: messenger RNA, 1162 nt
Organism: Biomphalaria glabrata
Lineage: Eukaryota; Metazoa; Mollusca; Gastropoda; Planorbidae
Product: coiled-coil domain-containing protein 124-like
Exons: 5
Coding region: 148-798 (216 amino acids)
Biological process (GO): transcription by RNA polymerase II
Cellular component (GO): nucleus
Molecular function (GO): transcription coactivator activity
Source: RefSeq, a predicted model, not a curated record
GGUAAAUCAAAACAAAUAAAUCUAGAUCUAGAGAUCCAUAAUAAUAAAAUGAUGUUACAGUAAAAUAGACUAUAGAGAAUAGAGUCUAUCUAUCUAGAUCAAGCUGUUGCUCGUGUUUUUUGUUUCUUCAGAAAACCUUAGAGAGAAAUGCCUAAAAAGUUUAAAGGAGAAAAUUCAAAAGCAGCUGAAGCGAAAGCUCGUAAAGAUGCUGCUAAACAAGCAGAGACUGAAAGAGCUCAGAAACAAGAAGAAGAUGAAUUUUGGAAAGAUGAUGACAAGCAUGCUGCUAAAAAACAACAAAGAAAGGAAGAACGUGAAAAGAAAAGACAAGAGCUUCUGGAACGCAAGAAAACUCUCCAACAACUCCAUGAAGAAGAGAUGAGUAGUAUCAAGGGAGCUAAAUCUCAAGCUGCGAAAUUGACCAGAGCUCAGAUUUUAGAGAAUCAGGAGAGAAUUGCUGCUGCAGCUCAAGCUCUGAAGGCUCAACAAGAACGCACACAUAUUGAAGUCCCAUUGGAAGAAAAUGUCAAUAUCCAGGCUGUAGAAGGGGAUGAAGCCAGAACAGUUGAUGAAGCUCUAUCUGUCUUAAGUGUCUCUGAAGAACAAAUUGAUCGACAUCCUGAGAAACGAAUGAGAGCAGCUUACAAUGAAUAUGAAGAAUCACGCCUUCAAAUUUUGAAACAAGAAAAUCCAAAUUUACGCUUAUCACAACUUAAGCAAAUGAUAAAAAAAGAAUGGAUGAAAGCGCCAGAGAAUCCUUUAAAUCAAAGAUUGCUAGCAUACAAUGCUAAAACAUAACUACUUGACACAAGUAGUUCUUAAUUUAGCAACAUUAUUUUUCUUUAGUCAUCAAUUUCCUUUCAAGUUUUAAGUAAAAUAAUUCAUAAUCUUUAAAUUUAUCAUGGUUCAAAAAAUAAUUCUUUUCAUUAUUAAAUUGUUGUUUUUCAACAUUUCAGGGUUUUAAGUUGUUUUGUUUUUUUUUUUGUUUUCUUUUUUUGAAAGGCAUUUACAAGAUGUAAAUAGGAGUAUUCUGGUAAUCAUUUAUUAAUAUCAGAUUUGUUGGUAAUUUCAGGAUCUUCCUUUAUUUUAUCAUGUUUUUUUCUUAAAUAUAUUUUGACUAUGUAUUGUACAUUUGUAAUAUUAAUAAAUGAAGACUAUGUUA